This is a messenger RNA of Coccomyxa subellipsoidea C-169, 488 nucleotides long. RefSeq lists its product as hypothetical. The transcript has a single exon. NCBI's taxonomy places the organism in Eukaryota, Viridiplantae, Chlorophyta, Trebouxiophyceae, Coccomyxaceae. Bases 164 to 334 code for a protein of 56 amino acids. The record is from RefSeq and is a predicted model, not a curated record.
UCAAUUGGCUCGAAAGUACCCACCUAGGACUCCCCCUAAAUACAAGCUAUUGAGGAAUACAAAGGAUUCUUCAAAGCACAGAGGCAAGAAAAGGAAAUUUGCCGAGCAGCAAAGGCACCCUCUUCUUAUGACACACUCCGUUGGCUCAUGCUAUACUCCGUAAAUGAGGGACCUUUUACAACACUUUGAGGAGCUGCCAGGCAAAGGCGUGUCGAUAGGAGUUCAAAUUGCCGUAUCCAGCUUCCUUUUUAGAUGCCCUUCAAAAUGCAUGUUGGGGGGGGGGGGCAAAUUAUUAGUUGUUAUCGUCACGCAACAAAGUCUUCUGCGAGGAUGACACCCCGUCACUAGGCAAAGGCAAUGCUUACUGGGGCGUCAUGCUAACAUGAACGCCAUAUGGGCCUGCGACUCCAGCUCUCGUCGUGAAUGCUGCACAGAAGUGUGCAGAAGAGUAGUAAGCAUGUAAGGGCGUGCCCCUUGUGGUUCUCUAG